UUCCGGGUAACGUGCGUCAGAUGACCUCAGUCCAUCGGACCAAGAUAAACAACACUGUUUAGUGCCGUGGCUAGCAACUGUUAAGGAGCUUGUAUUCACCGAAAUUAAAGAUGGCAAAGAAACCGGAGGACUUCGGAGGUUUAUGGCUGUGAUUACGAUAAACAAAUCUCUAGCCACAAUCUGGAUUGCUCUCUUCAGCCAUGUCGUCACGUGUGUUGCUGAGGCAGCAGCUGAUGCGAGAACAAGCCCAGGAGCAGGAGCGACGUGAGGCCCAGCAGCAGGCCUCUGCCUCUCAGCUCCGGGCCUCUGACUCCACUCCAGCCAUUUCUGUCACACUGCCCCCAAAUGCUGCCCGUCCCCCUCCAGCACAGGUGCCUGUGGAGGUGCUGAAAGUGCAGACCCACUUGGAGAACCCCACCAGGUACCACAUCCAGCAGGCACAGAGGCAACAGGUGAAGCAGUACCUUUCCACCACUCUGGGCAACAACGCGACUACUCAGACCAUGGGUGUGUCCCCUGUGCCGCAGUCCAGUUCUGCCCCUGAAGUCGCUCCUACUGCCAGCAGUGUCCCUAACAGUCCUAUGGCUCUGCUUAACAUCGGAUCCAACAAGGAGGAAAUUGACGAUGUGAUCGACGACAUCAUUAGUCUUGAAUCCAGUUUUAAUGACGACAUCAUUACGUUGAUUGACUCAGGUCUUCAGUUGCCCAGCACGCUCCCAGGAAAUCUUUUGGAUAUAUACCACAGCCCUGGAAUGGCAGCACCUACUUUCACUGUCAGCAACUCCUGCCCUGCUGAUCUUCCAAAAGUUAAAAGAGAAAUUACUGAUGCAGAUAACAAAGCACUUAUGAAAGAAAGGCAGAAAAAAGACAACCAUAAUCUUAUCGAGAGGAGGCGAAGAUUCAACAUCAAUGACCGUAUAAAGGAGUUGGGAACUUUGAUACCCAAGUCAAGUGACCCAUAUCACAAUGAUGUCAGCGAGAUGCGCUGGAAUAAAGGCACCAUACUGAAAGCUUCCGUAGACUACAUCAGGAAGUUGCAGAAGGAGCAGCAAAGAGCCAAGGAUAUUGAGAUGCGUCAGAAAAAGCUGGAACAUGCAAACCACAGUCUAAUGUUACGCAUCCAGGAACUGGAAAUGCAGGCACGUCUUCACGGCCUGAGCUCCGACCCCUCUCUGCUGCAUCAACAGCAGGUCCCACAUAGUGGCCCGUCUCUGUCUCCCAGUGCAGGAGGAGUCUCCUCCCAAAACCUUCUAAAUCUGGGCAUGGCAGGCAUUGGACAGCCUCUGCCAGCCUCCUUCCUGUCCCCGCCCUCCUCGGACUCUCCUGCAGGAGUCACCAUCAGCAGCCCCCUGGACCUGGGCAGCCUGAGCUUUGCCGAGCUAGACGACACCUCUGCCUCUGCACUCUAUCCUGACGUGGGCUUGGGAGACAUUCUAAUGGACGAUGGGUGCACCCUGUCUCCAGAGAGGGCGGUGGAGCCGCUGUUUUCUCCUUUGUCACCAGGUGCCUCUAAAACCAGCAGUCGCAGCAGCAGCCUUGAAAUGGACGAGGACUUGUGAUGAGUUCCGUUUGGCGGUCAGGGACUGUCUAUAAGGACCAGAAUGUCAGGAAGUGCAGUUUAUCCUUAAAUAACGUGAGUCUAUUUCUAGGACUGUAGAACUGAAAUCAAAAAAGCAAAAAUGGCUAACAUUGAGAUCUAAACUAAUAUACAUGUUGAGGAGAGUGUGUUCUUCUUGAUUUCUUUUUUUUUUUUUUUUACAAUACAGACCUAAUUAUUAUUGUUCCUCUUUGAAGCUGGUCAGAUGAUCAUGUCUGGGUUUAUAAAUGCAAUUUUAUUCAAAUGGAAUGUUGUACAAUACGGACAUGGCAUUAAGAGGUAAUACGUUAUUAAAUAGUUUUAUAAAAAAAUUUAAGAGAUUUAAGAGGGAUAUAAAGGUUGCUUGAAUUUAUAAUGUGCUCAUUUAUAGAGAAGAGAGCUGUGAGGUUUCUUUUAUCACAACACUGGCAUAACAAAGUUGAUUAAGAGAUGCCAACAUAAUAUAUAUAUAUAUACACAUACAUAUAUAUAAAUUUCUUCUUUUUUUGUGUGUGUUUUUUAACUGACUGGAAUCAGGGUUUAAUAAUAGCAGUUGCAUGCUCAUCCAUGUUGGGUUGUUUCACCAGCAGCUACAGAAGGGAUCUUUGUAAGGGGAAUUGGCACAUUGUUAAAUAUUUACUGCAUAUUGUAUAUAAGAAUAUUUUAUUUUGAGCAAUAUUAUUGCACCUUAUUUUAUGGCUAGUCUAUGCAUUUUAUGAGAGCUUUUGUCUGUUUUUAUUACUAUCACAGAACACAGUGGACUGCUAAUGCCCGGGUUGCAUGUAUUUGUAAUGAACCUUAAAAGCAAUGGAAAAUCACUUGCUGCUGCAGCUAGUUAGCCAAAGCAGAACUUCUGCCACAAUAGCUACAAAUUACAAAUAAGCGUUUUUAUUUUUGAAUAUAUUCACUCUGUCGAUGGAAAUGCAAGACAGUAUGAGAAAUGCAGAACAAGUUUUACUUUUUACAAUAGUACUGUAGUUCAUCGCAUUAGUUUUUUGAUACCUGAAUAAUAGUUUGAUAAGUAGUUUCUCCUGACUAAUCUCUGUGCUGUCAGUGAGUGUUUGCCCGUUAACCUCGGCGGUCACUGAGUGAUUUUUUCUGGUUAGCAUGUUCUACCAAGAUUGUGGCUUCUUCUUCUUUUUUGAUGAUCAAAAGCGAUAUAUCUAAUAAUGCAUUAUUGCUAGACAUUGUAGUAUGACUUUAGAGGGCUUUGGCCUUCUUUUAAACCAACCACUAGCCUCAUGUCUGUAAUGAUAACCUAUAACUGUUUGUUGUGUGAAGCCUGAAAUGCAAUUAUUAUUAAAUAAAAUAGCCACAACAUUUAGAAAGGCAUUUAAUU
Molecule: messenger RNA, 2915 nt
Organism: Etheostoma spectabile (orangethroat darter)
Lineage: Eukaryota; Metazoa; Chordata; Actinopteri; Perciformes; Percidae
Gene: tfe3b
Product: transcription factor binding to IGHM enhancer 3b
Exons: 9
Coding region: 201-1559 (452 amino acids)
Biological process (GO): regulation of transcription by RNA polymerase II
Cellular component (GO): nucleus
Molecular function (GO): DNA-binding transcription factor activity, RNA polymerase II-specific; protein dimerization activity; RNA polymerase II cis-regulatory region sequence-specific DNA binding
Source: RefSeq, a predicted model, not a curated record